Nothobranchius furzeri (turquoise killifish) is the source of this 4530-nucleotide messenger RNA. RefSeq names its product transmembrane protein 26. The record is from RefSeq and is a predicted model, not a curated record. Lineage: Eukaryota; Metazoa; Chordata; Actinopteri; Cyprinodontiformes; Nothobranchiidae.
AGCUCAACAGGUUGAGUGGGUUGUCCAGUAAUCAGAAGGUUGCAGGUUCGAUCCCGGCUCCGGACAGAGAAUUCAGCUGUUGUGUCCUUGGGCAAGACACUUAACCCACCUUGCCUGCUGGCGGUGGUCGGAGGGUCCGGUGGCGCCUGUGCUCGGCAGCCUCGCCUCUGUCAGCGCGCCCCAGGGCAGCUGUGGCUACAUCGUAGCUCAUCACCAUCAGUGUGUGAAUGUGUGUGUGAAUGGAUGAAUGAUGCACUGGAGUGUAAAGCGCUUUGGAGUCCUUACUCUGGAAGACGCUAUACAAGUGCAGGUAAUUUAUCAUUUAUCAUUUAGAAAUGAGCCACAUCACAGCUGACAUUCAGACGGCAGGAUUUCCUGAUAUUUGGACAUCUCGCGUCUUGAUUGGAUAACAAUAACGCAACUCUAACCGACUCUGGAUUGUGGAAAGAAAAAAGCCAUCUUUAUAAAGAGGGUGUAAACUUUUCAUCACGUAGCCCUGAAACUGAUCUUCUGAGAGUUUAACAACAACCUUUCCUCUUCUUGUCACAGCAGGAGAUUUUCUUAAGUGGCAAAGCUCUAACAAGCCAGCUCGGCUUCCUUCAGAACUAACUGAUGAAAUGACAGAUAUUCUUUUUGAAGAGCUCAAACAAAGCUUGAGCUGAGAAUAAUUAAGAGACUCGGCGAUGGUGAGGCGCCACACAGAACCUCCAGAUUUAUGACACUUUACUUAUCAUUGACCACAUCAGUGUCCCAAUUCUGUUGCAGCAGACUAAAGCUCUCCUUUUGGGGUUUUAGAGGGGCUAUCAGCACCUGGUUUCCGUCUUGUGUCUGUGUGUGCAGCGAGCGAUGGGGUUAUCUGGGCCAGCAGUGUAAAGUCAGACCAGGACUGGGCUGGGUGCUCCCGACAGUCUGGUUUCUCCCAAACAGAUAACUUUGUUCUGGGCCAGGAGAGAUGACAUCAUGGCGGAUAGCGAUGAAGAUGUGGGCACAAAGUGCAGGAAGUCUUAUCUCCUAUGAGGGCACUGGCAGAGAGGGCGUGUGUGUGUGUGGGUCGCACAGAUUCUUAAGUUCGCUUGAAUGGCAGUUACACACACAGGAACACACACCACAGCGUUGUGCGUACGGUUCCCGUAGCUCCGAGGUGGAAGUCACAUAAACUGGACAGACCGUGUGUGAGCAUCACUUCUAUCCUCUGCAGAAAUUUUAGUUUUCCUUUUUUUUGGAAUUACCCUCUCGGAUCAACAAGGAGUCCAGGUUGCACUUUAGGUUUGUACUGCAUACAAUGUAUUUAAAAGGCAUAUUUUGAAAGUACAUUUGAAUGCAAAAUACAGCAUUAAGUUAAAUUACAGAGAAGCAGCUGAGCAGGAGGCAAAAAGAAACCUAUUGUCAAAAUAAAAGCAUAUUUUUAUGGGAAAUAUUCAAUUUGAUCUUUAAGCUUACUUUCUAACAUUUUUUUUAAUUCAGGUCUUUGUAUAUUUAAAGAUUAUAUAGAUUGCUUUGCAUUAAGAACAAGUACAGAGGGGUGUCCUGAAAUGAAGCAUAUAUAACAUUUUAAAAAUUCAAAAUAUUAAUUAAAAUGUGUCAAAAUUAACACAAAAGCAUCCUACUUUAAUGUAUUUUUUUUAUUAUUGCACUUACUUUUCCCAGGAAACUUUAAUUGUGAGGUAAAUAAAGAAAAACAUAAAAAUAAUAAUAAUAGUAAUAAACUACAAUACAAUGAAUUUAUGCCACUACUUUUCAUAGUAUUUUCAUGUGUAUGGAUGUACUUUCAGAAAUCUAAAUAGCUUUUUAUGAAAUAAUGCAUCAUAAUAUUAGUUAUUGUUUAACUAUAUUCAUGUGGAGACUACAUUUUUGGACCAUUUUUCAUAGUUAAGCUCAAAAACAUGCAAUUUGUUUCGCUUUUCCCCCCCAAAAAUUUAUAUCUCAAAGUUUUCUAUUUAAAGUUUUAUAGUUUGUGAAUAAUAUCACAUGUGACACUUGUGUUGGAGUCGUGUGUAUUACACAGAUCAUGACAGGAAGUCUUAAACGAGACAACCAAGGCAACCAUGCCUCCUAUUGAGUUGUCUCCUUUUUGGCACAAGUUUUAAGUCAUCAAGCCGCAAGAGUAAUCCUGAUUAGACUUGAGUAAAUCCUGGUCGAGUCGUUUAAUAUUGACAGCAGAUCAGUUUUUUUAAGUGAUGCUCACUGAUCACCACCUGCUGUGAUCCCAGGCUUUAAUCUGACAGCAGAGGCUGUUUGUACACAGACACAUCUUGCAAUAGUUACUAAUAACGCAGGCUGAACUUAGGGCCGUGGCAUGAAUUAUUUAGUAUUUUUUCCAUGUUUGCUUUAGAUUUAGUUAUGGCAUGAUCUCACUUACCCUUUAGUGCAUUUUACAGAUUUUCUUAAAUAUAUAUUGUAAAUUUUCUUAUUGCACUCUUUAAUCUAAAAGCACCAUGUUUUAAUGAGCGCUUACAUCAGAUUAACAUAAACAAUUGUUCACUUUUAAAUUUUUAGUGAUCUUUUCUGACAAAAAGAAACCUAUACAGUGAUCCCUCGUUUAUCGCGGUAGAUGUGUUCCAGACUUGGCCGCGAUAGGUGAAAAUCCGCGAAGUAGGGACACCAAAUUUACAGUAUUUAUUUAACAGGUACGUAUUCAGUAUUCAGACUUUUAAAACCCUCCCUUUACAUAGUACUGUAUUUUUACUUGUUUUUUUAUGGUUUUAUUACAAAAAGUGCAUUUUAUGAUGAAAUUGAUGAAAAAAAACAGGAAUUUCUUGAUAUUUCUUAUAGAAAAAUACCACGAAUCGGUGAAAAAUGCCGCAAAUCGGCGAAUUUCCCUUGAAUAAGGCUCCAAAGAAAAAUCCGCGAAGUCGUGAAUCCGCGAUAAAUGAACCGCGAAGUAGCGAGGGAUCACUGUAGUAAGUUUUUAAAAUCAAAAGUGGCUCAAAACUGCAGUGAGGCAUCUUCUGUUCCCACGUACUCUGCUGUGCAGGAUGUGUCGCCUCCUGAACGUCUCUUUGGCUUUGCUGAGCCGCUUCCUGUUUGCGGUCCACGGGGUCGUAACGGUCUGGAGAGUUGUGGCCGUUAAAGGGGAGCCGUUGUAUUGGCUGCUGCUGACGGGCGUGGCUCUGCUGGGCGUGGAAAUGGCUGUCACUCUCAAAUGCACCCGCAACGCGGAAUGGAAAUGGUUCUCCCCCAUGGUUUUCCUCUACCUCAGCACUGUGGUCCCAUCCAUUUGGUUCCUGGAGCUGAGCCUGUUACAGGCCAAGCUUCCCCUCAAUAAUUCCUCCAGCCAUGAGCUUCGUUUGCUGGCUCACAUCCCCAUCUCAGUGGGCGUUGCUGAGCUGGACCCGGAGAACUGGGUCGCUGGUCUGGAACAGACCAUGCUCAUCGUCUUGGUUCUGGGACGCUGGCUGAUGCCCAAAGGGGACAUGUCCCGCGAUCAGCUCUCCCAGCUCCUCAUGGUGUAUGUUGGCCUUGGCGCCGACAUCCUAGACAUUUUUGACACUUUCAAGGAACCUGAAGUGAAAAACAACAAGGUGGUUGUCCUCACCGGUCUGGCUCUCUUCACUUGGGCACUCAUGCAGUUCCCUCUGGUUCUCACCCAGACUCAACCCCUAAAGUACGGGUCUUCUUGCAGAAGCAGGGGGAGUCUCCAGUGCUGCCAUGGUCCUCCAUCUUCUCUUCUCUCUUGCUGCUCUAGUGAAGUGUGGAGCUUGCUGCUAACAGUCGGACUCCAAGAUGGCCCUUUUCUGGUGUACCGCCUUUACCUCAUGAUUCAAGAGCGGGUACUCAAUCAGCUCAUGAUUUUCUUCACCUGCAAGAACAUCCUGGUUGUCCUUUUGGAGCUGUACAGGAUCUUUGUGGUGCAGUGUGAGCAGCAGGUACGAGAGUCAGCGCUGGAGACAUGCGAUGCUUGGCUGCUCUGCUGUCAAAGCCAGAGGAGCAGCGAGGACGAGGAAUUGGAGACUGAAGAGGGACACGGAGCUGUAACACAAACACAGAUGUCAGCCGAUGGAGGGAAAGAUCACAGAGCUGUCGAGGAAAAGGAAGGCUGUAAAUGUCGUGAGGCAUGACUUUGACCUCUGGGGGGUGGGGGGCUUCUCGGCUGAACCUACCUCUCUCGUCUCAGCUCCCUUGAGGGUUGGUGACAAGAACUGAAACAAAAUUGAAGAAAAUAUCCAUGGUAAAAAGAUCAAAUGUGGAUUUCUGCAGCUACAAGAGGAGGUUUCUCCUAAAAACGAUCACCUUAACACCAGUUGUCAGUUUCUCCAGUGAAGAAAACGGGAUAAAAAGACACUUUAAAUCUACAAACUGCAGAUUUUGUUUUUAAACACAUUUUUCUAAAUGCGACAAGAUGAGUUGAAGAGAAAAAUCAAGAUCUUGUUAAUGGCAUUUACUAUCAAACAAUACUAUAGAGUGGAAACAGUUGAUGUGUCCUUUUCUUAGUUAAUAGAAAAUUUCCAAUUGAAGAUGUUUAGAAAAGUCAAAAAAGGGCACAGUGCUGUUUCUUUGCUCACCAUGAGAUGGCAGUGUUGCCAAAUCAAC